Amoebophrya sp. A25 is the source of this 3784-nucleotide messenger RNA. Lineage: Eukaryota; Dinophyceae; Syndiniales; Amoebophryaceae. The record is from the annotation of a GenBank genome assembly.
AUGCAAAUGGGUCUGCGGCUCAAAAUAUACAAAAAUCUGCUGGUGCUGCUUCUGGGCAUGGAGAUGCGCCGCUCUUCAUCAGUGGUGGGGGCACUGUUGGCAACCAGAGUGGUGGCGCGCAGGGAGGCACUUUUGGGGGCCAUCAAGAUGCUACUGGUGGUGAUAGUAGUGCUGCGGGGAAAGGAGGGGCACCAGGAAGAAAAUCCUCUUCAGCAUCGCCUUCUCGCGGAUCCAAACCUCUUGGGGGAGCAGGCGUAGAAGGACCAUCAAAUGAAGGCACGCCCUCGUCUCCUUUUCUGGCGCAAGAUGGGCCAAGCGUCGUGCCCUCGAGAGCUAGUGGUAGAACGAAAACGCCUAGCCGGUUUGUGGGCGUGAUGGAUCCGGAUGUCCCUGGUCUCCCAGCAAGCGAUUACGAUGUAAUCCCAGGUAAGGAGCCUCGUUCUACUGAAGCAGAUGGGGCUUUAUCAAGUCCGGAGAAUCGUGCUGCCCGCGGACGUGCUGGCGAGUUUGACCGCCCUCGAGGUUCCUCCUCAGGUUAGGGCUCAAUACAAUUCUUCUUUUUGUUUGCGAGAUCUCGUUAAUAUAAUGAUCUUGGCCCUCUUCGGUUUCAGUCAAUUCAUUUCAUCCACCAGUGGCCAGCAUUUUCUUCGAUUUCCUUUUUAGGGUCGUUCUGAAGAAAUGAAAGGGCAAGAAGUGUGUGAGGCAAGAAAUGAAUUGUCUUGAGAGACGAGUUCUAAUCAUGUCCCCGCGAUGGAAGUAAGAGGCCCUCGACUCGGGGUCGCGUGGACGUCGAUGGCAUGGGCAUCGGUGAAUUAGAUGGCGUUGCCGACGAGCAUACUGGUGCCACAUCCAGAAGGGGGGAGGGUCGUGGUGGAAGUGCUGGUGGAGGCCUACAGGAUGAAUUGUGUGGCGGCCAUACUUCUACAUCCAGAAGAGGAGGCGGCGGAGCAGCUCAAGGUAAGGGUAAUAACGCUAAGGGCAAUUAUGGCGGUAGAGGUGGAGCAAGCGGAGGCCCUGCUCGUUACCAAUCUGGUCGCUCAGCGAAAUCAAAACUGGAACACCUGGAAGGGGUAAUGUUAAGGCCCGUUCCCACGUAGCUUUUACAUCUUUUUCACUAGCACACAUCUUUCCUCCUGAGGACUCUUUCCCCAACCCCAGGAAGGAAUGGUGGGCGCAGGGAUAUUGGCUCUUUUCCGAGUCAUUUGUCCUUUUUGGUCAUUGGUCCUAGCUAGGCUGGCCCUGGCUCCACCACUAGUAUUUUAAAGAGUUCAGGGAGCACGUUUUGAAGACUGGAAAAAUGUGGGAGCAACUUCUAAUACCUCGGUUCGGCCUCGACAGCUCCGAGGACGAGGAGCCUGAGGCCUUUUCAAUUGCGCAACUAAUGCGCGACCGCGAGCAUGCUGAGAAUGCUGAGCGAGAAAAGAGAAGAAUCCUAUUGCUCCAAUAUUCGAAGCUGCCACAGGAGAAGAAAAACGACUCCCCGCUUAUGUUCUUGGUCGUCAGCUUUUUUCUUGUCCACAUCUUUCUCAGUCUCAUUCCCAGCGCCUCGAUUAUGUAUGCUUCUUUCUUCCAAUAGAAGUGAAUACAAAGGAAGAAAAGGAGGCACUACUACCGAGAUAUCGAGAGAGCCAAGAUAGAUGCAUGAGUAUAACAAGAUGAGCUUUAUGAUGAUGCCCUAAAGUAGCCGGUAAGUUUUCCCUCAUUUUCAUCCUGAGUUAGUCCCUCCAGCAGUCAAACUAUGAUAGACCCAGGCAUGUAUAGAAAAUAGACUUCUAUAAUGGUGACAGAUAUGGAUGUCCAUGUCUAAUCCUUGGUCCGAUGAGUCGAAUCCGAUGGUAGACUUACAAAGGUCGGAAGCCCAUAAGAAAUUGCUGGAUACGAUAGGAACCUCUUAUACGAUAGUCUCCGGGAUGCAAGCCCAACAGAAGCGGUUAUCCGAUAGGAACCAGGUCGUUUUGUACGUCGACGAAGACCACGAUGUGCACCUACCUGCAGACCAGCGGCACUCUGUUUCCCAAGCUAGCGAGGCAUCGCGCCAAGGUGAAAAGCAGAAAAAACGCCGUCCAAAAAAAGAGGGCGAGGCAAUCGCAAUGGAAGAGCUGAGUAUUGACUCCGCAUCGGAGAGGGGAGGAGAAGAAGAUGUGGAAAAGCUUCGAAGCUACGGUGAGGAUUUUAGCUCUCCUAGUGUCCAAAUUUACGCUGAUCAAGUGGACGAAGAAUGGGAUGAAGAUUAUGCGUGUGCUGCUCCUGCUGGUGCCCGAAACUAUAGAAAUGAAGGAGCCGAUGAUGCUGAUGAAAAUGAAGGCGUCGCAUUUGAUGCACGAAAAAAAAGUAUAAGAGGCGUAGAAGAUGACCUAGUCCCAGAAGAUAGCGCUGGUGUACCGUAUAUAAACGCGGCUCUUUCUCUUCCGAAAAUGACACCACGGCCGCGAGUGGUGGCUCAGGACGAUGCUGACGCGCGUAUGGAUAUUUGGGAAGCAGGGAACGAAGCAGGGUCGGGGAAGAUGCCAAGAGUAGAGGUGUCUUCUAACUCUUUAGAGACAGAGAAGAAUGGCCCAACAACGACUGUCGCAGAAAAGAAGCGCAAAUCAGAGGUGGGGAAGCUUCUUCGAGUGGCUCGUAAACACAGACAGAGUGGCCAUUUCCCCGCAACGCUUGAGGCUGAAGCCGCAGCAACAACAAGUGGUGGCGGGAACAACAAACCACAGGCACAACUACAGCGGCUGCCUUCUGUCACAGCCUUUACUAAUGGAAUAGUAAGCCCUCCACCUUCUCCGUCGUCCACUAGUAGGAGGGAAGCUGGGCCGCUACUAUCAUCGCCAUCCCCUCCGCCAUUUUCUAGAGCCACAAAAAAUAUGCAGGGAACCGCGCCGACUUCUGCGGCCACUAGUACACUAAGCAGACUCCCUGCUUCUACUUCAAAGGCCCGAUCUGGAAAGGGUGCAUCAGCUUCCUUCCCUAGUCCCUUCUCAAGUAACAAAGUUGCGACGCCUCCACCCGUGAGAAACAGCGGCAUUGCGGAAAGAAUGGAGGAAAGGAGACAAAGGAAAGCAGCUGUCGACCCUCGAAAGAAAGAGCAGGACGCCCUGGAUGGAAGAGGUCGCGCUGAGGAGGCUUCAAGCUUAGGCGACUUAAUGUUACAUGCUGCAGACCAAUUUCUAGGUGCAUUGACGACUCCAGUAGACGAUGGAGAUUAUACUACUAGCAAUUAUAGCCCUACAGGAAAAAACACUGGUAGAGAUAGAGAAGACUUGCAUAGAGGAUCUGCCGGCAAUCGUAAUGGCAGUAGAAAAAGCCUUUCUCACUCCCACCACCUACGGCGCCUCUCUUCGGCUCCCCGUGAAGACGCCUUUGAGAAAACUCAGCGUUGACGUUGAUAUAAUAUCAUCCCCUUCCUCUUCUACAUUGAUAAUAGGGCAAGCGUCGUCAUGUCGUGCCCAUUGUAAUGCCCAUAGUACAGCUGGUAGCUGUAAUCGUGAAGAUUGGAACGGCAGUUGCGAUGUGGAUGCUUCUAAGAACGUCAUAGUCAACGUAAAACUUGAAGCGACCAACUACACAAGAGGAAACUUUAACUUGGGGACAUUAAUGCGGUACGACAAUGACCAUAGUACACGAUUCAACUUUGUCCACAGUCACUGCAUCUGCCUCAAUGUCCUUCAUACAUCUUGCGACCCUUCAUCAUCAACAUAGAAGCACUCGCUUCUAUUCACAACAACAACAUCCACCACACACAUUGCGGGCCUCCGUAAUAUUAUUUAUACUCACUUUCUCGCAAAAUCAAAUA